Tyto alba (common barn owl) is the source of this 4516-nucleotide messenger RNA. It is a transcript of the gene MATN2, whose product is annotated as matrilin 2. Gene Ontology annotation, molecular function: calcium ion binding. The record is from RefSeq and is a predicted model, not a curated record. The coding region runs from base 138 to 3947 and encodes 1269 amino acids. Lineage: Eukaryota; Metazoa; Chordata; Aves; Strigiformes; Tytonidae. The transcript has 27 exons.
CCGUCCGGGGCCGCGCUGAGGGGGGAGGAGGCGCUCCCGCGCUCGCUCCCGGUCGCCGCCGCUGCCCGCCGCCGAGCGGAGCGGCCCCGCCAGCCCCUCAGUUUCACAUCCUUGAAUGUCCCUCUAUUUCUUGGAAGAUGAAGAAAAUAAUUGCAGGCUUCUUUCUGUUAUUUGGACACACUCUGCUUUCCACUGUAUCUGUCAUGGCAAAAGAUCUCUCUGGAGGACAUUUCACCCGAAGAAGAGAUGUUAACUCACAAUAUCUACUAGAAAAUACUUGCAACAACAAACGUCUGGAUCUCGUCUUCAUCAUUGACAGCUCUCGCAGCGUACGUCCUUAUGAUUUUGAAAAAGUGAAGGAGUUCAUUUUAACCAUCCUGCAGUUUCUGGACAUCAGUCCUGAUGCUACCCGUGUAGGUCUGAUUCAGUACGGCAGCACAGUCAAACACGAGUUUUCACUGAAGACAUUCAGGAGAAAGCAGGAUAUUGAAAGAGCAGUGAAGAGGAUGAUGCACCUGGCAACUGGCACCAUGACUGGGCUGGCUAUUCAGUAUGCAGUGAACAUCGCAUUUUCGGAGUCAGAAGGAGCUCGACCUCUGAAGCAGAAUGUGCCCCGAAUUAUCAUGAUAGUGACAGAUGGGAGACCUCAGGAUCCAGUGGCAGAGAUUGCCACUAAAGCACGUAACUCAGGAAUCCUGAUUUUUGCCAUUGGAGUGGGAAGAGUAGAUAUGAACACGCUGAAGUCAAUUGGGAGUGAACCACAUGAGGAGCAUGUGUUUCUGGUUGCUAAUUUCAGUCAGAUUGAAACACUGACCUCUGCCUUCCAGACUAAACUUUGUGUGCCCCAUAUGUGCAGUACAGUUGAACAUCACUGUGAUCACUUCUGCAUAAACACGCCUGGCUCCUAUGUAUGCAGAUGUAAACAAGGGUACAUUCUGAAUGCUGACCAGAAGACUUGCAGCACUCAGGACCUUUGUGCUGUGGAGAAACAUGCAUGUGAGCAGAUUUGUGUGAACACACCUGGGUCUUACGUCUGUCAGUGUUAUGAAGGGUAUGAGCUUGAUGCAAAUGGAAAGAACUGUAUUGUUGUAGACUACUGUGCUUUGGAUAACCAAGGUUGCCAACACGAAUGUGUUAACACUGAGGACUCCUAUUACUGUAGAUGCCACCCAGGGUUCAUUUUAAAUCCAGACAAAAGAACUUGCAGAAGACCAGACUACUGUGCUCUUCAGGACCAUGGUUGUGAACAGGAAUGUGUUAAUGCAGAUGAUUCCUAUUUUUGUCGAUGCCAAGAAGGGUUUAGACUUAAUCCAGAUAAGAAAACAUGCAAAAGAGUGGACCACUGUGCUGAAAACAACCAUGGCUGCGAGCAACUGUGCCUAAAUACUGAUAGCUCCUAUGUCUGUCAGUGCUCUGAAGGAUUUGUCAUCAAUGAGGACCUAAAAACCUGCACACGAGUUGACUAUUGUGCUUUGAAUGAUCAUGGCUGCGAACAUUUGUGUGUAAAUGGUGACAGAUCUUACACUUGUCAGUGUUUUGAAGGAUACAGGCUUCGUAAUGAUGGGAGAACAUGUAAACGUAAAAACGUCUGCAAAUCAGUCAACCAUGGCUGUGAGCAUAUUUGUGUUAGCGCUGACAAUUCCUAUGUCUGCAAGUGUCAUGAGGGAUUCACAUUGAGAGAAGAUGGCAAGACAUGCAGAAGACGGGACAUCUGCAAAUCAGUCAGCCAUGGCUGUGAGCAUAUUUGUGUUAACGAAGCUGACUCAUAUGUUUGCAAGUGUCACGAGGGUUUUCUGCUGAGAGAAGAUGGCAAAACAUGCAGAAAUAAAGACGUUUGCAGUUCAGUUGACCAUGGCUGUGAACAUGUUUGUGUUAAUGCUGAUGAGUCAUACAUCUGCCAGUGUUAUGAGGGAUUUGCACUAAGGGAAGAUGGAAAAACAUGUAGAAAUAAAAACGUUUGCAAUUCUGUUGACCAUGGCUGUGAGCAUGUUUGUGUGAACACUGAUAGUUCAUACAUUUGCCAGUGCUAUGAGGGUUUUGUAUUGAGGGAAGAUAAGAAAACAUGUAAAAAUAAGGACAUCUGCAAGUCAGUCAGUCAUGGCUGUGAACAUCUUUGUGUUAAUAAUGACGAUUCAUAUACUUGCCAGUGCCAUGAUGGAUUUGUACUAAGGCAAGAUGGGAAAACAUGCCGAAGCGAGGAUGUCUGCAAAUCCAUCAACCAUGGCUGUGAACAUGCUUGUGUUAAUGCUGGUGAUUCGUUUGUUUGUAAGUGUCAGGAGGGAUUCCUGCUAAGAGAAGAUGGAAAAACGUGCAAAAAUAAAGAUCUUUGCAAAUCAGUCAGCCAUGGCUGUGAACAAGUUUGUGUUAAUAUUGAUGAUUCGUAUAUCUGCAAGUGCCAUGAUGGGUUCCUACUGAGAGAAGAUGGGAAAACCUGCAGAAACAGUGAUAUUUGCAAUUCAGUCAACCACGGCUGUGAACAAGUUUGUGUGAAUACUGAAGAUUCCUACAUCUGCGAGUGUCAUGAAAAAUUCGUGCUGAAGGAAGAUGGAAAGACAUGUAGAUAUAAAGAUGUUUGCAACUCAGUUGACCAUGGCUGUGAACAUAUUUGUGUUAAUACUCAUGAUUCCUAUAUCUGCAAGUGUCAUGAGGACUUCAUACUGAGGGAAGAUGGGAAAACCUGUAGGAGUAAAAAUAUCUGCAAAAGAGUCAACCAUGGUUGUGAACACAUCUGUGUUCCAACUGGAGAUUCAUACAGGUGUCAGUGUCAGAAGGGAUUUGUAUUGAGGCGAGACAGGAAAACAUGCAGGAGUAAAGACCUGUGUAAAUCCAUUGACCAUGGUUGUGAACAUGUGUGCAUUAAUAAUAACAAUUCAUACAGCUGUCAGUGCCAUGAGGGUUUUGUCCUGCGACAAGAUGGGAAAACAUGUCGAAAUAAAGAUGUCUGCAAAUCAGUUGCCCAUGGUUGUGAAUAUAUUUGUGUUAAUAAUGAAGAUUCAUACAUCUGCAAAUGCCAGGAGGGAUAUGUACUAAAAGAGGAUCAGAAAACAUGCAGAAGAUGCACUGAAGGCCCACUUGACCUCGUGUUUGUGAUUGAUGGAUCAAAAAGUCUUGGAGAGGAUAAUUUUGAAAUCGUAAAACAAUUUGUCUCACAAAUCUUGGAUGCACUUGAGAUUUCACCCAAAGCUGCUCGAGUUGGUUUGCUUCAGUAUUCUACUGAAGUUCGCACAGAGUUUACGCUAGGGCAGUUCAGCUCAGCCAAGGACAUGAAGAAAGCUGUAUCGCAAAUGAAAUACAUGGGGCGAGGUUCCAUGACAGGACUGGCUCUGAAGCAAAUGUUUGAGAGAAGCUUCACAGAAACAGAAGGAGCAAGACCAUUUUCAGCAAACGUCCCUCGAAUCUCCAUCGUGUUUACGGAUGGACGAGCCCAAGAUGAAGUCUCUGAGUGGGCUGCUAGAGCAAAGCGAAAUGGUAUAAUUAUCUAUGCUAUUGGAAUAGGAAAAGCAAUUGAGGAAGAACUGCUAGAAAUUGCUUCUGAGCCACCAUAUAAACAUCUCUUCUAUGCUGAGGAUUUCACAGCUCUGGAGGACAUAAGUGAAGAGCUAAGAGCCCAAAUCUGUGAAGCCUUGAAAAAGCCAGCUCACCAGCAGGAUCCAUCAUCUGGGAGGCUUCAUAAGAUGGGUCCACAGCCUUCAGGACCUGAAUCAACAACGAUAGACAUCACAGAUGUCAUUGCCUGUCCCAAUCUUGCAAUCCAUCACCAGUAUCUUUUUGAAGACAGUCACACUCACUCAACAACAGCAAAAGCUUCAAAAGAUAAAGACCAGUGCAAAUGUGAAAACCUUGUGACAUUCCAGAACUAUGCAACAAACGAAGUAAGAAAACUCACCCAGCGAUUAGAAGAAAUGACAAAGAGAAUGGAAGACUUGGAAAACAGGCUAAAAUACUGAUCAAAAUUUAAAGUGUAUACUACACUGUAUAUUUAUACAUACAAAAUUGUCAGAGCUAUUUUCUUAAACUGGUUCAGAGUAAAAUAACAAAUCCUUGUGUCUGAAAAGAGUAUUUUGGAUCUCUGCAUCUAUAUACACUAUGUGUUCUGUCUUGCAUUGAUUGCCGAUAAGAAAUGUUAAAAAUUUUAUAUACAUAAACAAUUUAGUAACUAGCAAAAAUUCUAAUUAAGCAGAACUAAACAACUGAAAUAAGCUAUGCAAAAUAAUAAAACGCUGUUAUUUUUUUUUGAAGUGAAACCUCCAUGUUUUGAAAGUACUUUUAGGGUAUGAAUUUAUUUGGCUUUUCUGUUAUUUCCCUCCUCCACUCACUACUAGUAUUUUAAGCACCCUAUCUGUGUGGAUACAUAUGGUUCUAUAUAUACAUAUACAAGCAGGCCAAGUGGGACAGCAUUCAUGGCAGUUACGUUUCACAUAUUCUUCAAACGAGUACUGAAAUCGGUUGGAAGUAAAAAUACAAAUUUAUACAUUUGCAUUGAAACUGUGAUGAAAGUAAAUGCGCAAAAUGGAAA